Lytechinus pictus (painted urchin) is the source of this 4405-nucleotide messenger RNA. RefSeq lists its product as uncharacterized. Lineage: Eukaryota; Metazoa; Echinodermata; Echinoidea; Temnopleuroida; Toxopneustidae. Bases 382 to 1410 code for a protein of 342 amino acids. The record is from RefSeq and is a predicted model, not a curated record. The transcript has 7 exons.
CACGUUCAUAUAAAAUAUUAAUUUCAUCAAUUCAAUAGGACAUGUACUUCUACUCACCAGUAAGCCGUUGUAAAACUUUCUUUUUCCAACGUAACAAUUAAAAUGAUAUUCAGAUGAUAAAUGGUCGUUGAUCAGCACAAGAAAAUAAGUUACACCUGCUUUCGAGAGGAAAUCCAUUUCUCUGACAAAAUAAACUUAAAAAAGAAAAUAUGUAUUACAUUACAUACUAUGUACAUGCAGUUAUUUUUUGUGAUAAAUGUUUAAAACACACAGAAGUGAUCUAUAAUCACUAUUUCUUUUUAUUAACAACAGAUAUUCAACAGGAGUGCGUUCAGUGUCCAUCACCUUAGCCAUACGGGACAAAGUAAGAAACUGUUCAAAAUGGAGACAAGUAGCAGCGGAGAAAGACAGAUGUCUUCGGAAGAACCAAGGAGGUUUGCUAAACCUGACGAGGUGAACUAUGCCUUGAGGCAAGAUAUGGGACAGGGCUACACGAGGAGUACAAUUGAGAUAUCAGCCUUAGGUACCAAAUACAACAUGGUGUAUGGUGAAUGGGUACCUGUGGAUAGACCGGUUGAAGGAUGCCCAGUGGUAAUCUGCAUACACGGCACACCAGCAACAGAGGGAGCCUUCCGUCCAAUAGGCAGUCGGAUUGCGUCGUGUGGCUACAGAGUUUUGGCUGUCAACUUUCCAGGUAUGGGGUACACACAGAUUGAUCCAGAGCGAAAAUAUGACCACUCAUCUUCAGAUAAAGCAGAACUUGUCAAAGGCUUUAUAACUGCUAUGCAGUUAGAUAGUGUUGCCAUGGUUAUUGGCCAUUCUUCUGGAAGCCAUGUUGUUGCGGAAUUAGGGGCAGAUCGAGCCUUAGAAGGUAUUCUUCAGGCUGCUUGCUUUCUUUGUGGGACGGGAAUCACGCCCCAUAAGAUGCAGAAAAUUAGUACAAGAAUACCGUAUGCUGCUUACGCCAUUUACAGGGCGUUGUACAUGCCAGUUAUUGGAUGGAUCGUGCAGUUUCUUUGCUCCAAAUUCAUUCACUACAUGGGUUUUCGCGGAAGAACAACGGAGGCGCAAGUCUUGAGUAUCUACGAAGCGGCCGUCUUGGACUUUACCGCGUUUGGUAGAUCUGUAAAGAGAAUAGCCGAGAGGAAACUACCGGUCCUGCUAUUCUUCUCCCUCGAUGAUGUCGUCGUUGAACCAGAGCUCCUCCAAGAAAACAUUGACGUUCUUGGGGUUCCAGAGGUGGAUAUCAAAGACUACGAUGUUAACGGAGAGUCAGAACACAUCUAUGGAGACGGGACCCUGCGGAGAGUUGUCCGCUUUGCCAAAGCUACCCAUCGGCUACAGUUCACCAAUCCGGAGAAGACUACAGCAGAGAUUGUCUCGUUGCUGGAUGCUUUAGGAAAAAGAUGAUGUUACUGAAACAUAGUGCAACACAUCUCACACACACCAAACAGGAAUGAUUUGAAAUCGCUCAAAGUAAAUGAAGUAUAGUCUAAGGUGGUCUUCAUGAUCAGGUGGCCUUAAAGGCCAAGUCCACCCCAGAAAAAUGUUGAUUUGAAUAAAUAGAGAAAAAUCAAACUAGCAGAAUGCUGAAAAUUUCAUCAAAAUCGGAUGUAAAAUAAGAAAGUUCUGGCAUUUUGAAGUUUCGCUUAGUUUUCACAAAACAGUGAUAUGCACAAUUCAGUGACAUGCAAAUGAGACAGUCAAUGAUGUCCCUCACUCACUUCUUUUGUUUUUUAUUUUUUUAAUUGUACAAUAUUUCAUUUUUACAAAUUUGACAAUAAGGACCAACUUGACUGAACCAAAUAGUAUUCAGCAAUGCUAACUUAACAUGUUCAGGGAGGAAUAAAUCAUUGUUCAUUUGACAAUGAGAAAAUUAGAAUAUUUCAUAUAAUACAAUACAAAAGAAAUAGUAGAUGACGUCAUAGUCUCCUCAUUUGCAUACCAGCAAGGAUGUGCAUAUAUCUGUUUUGUGAAAUUAAGCAAAACUUUAAAACUUUCUUAGUUUACAUCCGAUUUCGAUAAAAUUUUCAGUGUUGCACUUGUUGGAUUUUUCUCUUUUUAUCCAAAUCAACUUUUUGUUGGGGUGGACUUAACCUUUAAUGAACAGGUUUCAAGUCUGGGUGGGUGUUUCAAAAGCUGUUCAUCAAGUCCAUUUGACUUUAAACUUGUUCUUAUAUGCUAAGUUAGCUACAUAAGAAUAUAUCAUCACAAGAAAGGGUGACCAUUCGUACGUAAGGGACAGCUUUAUGAAUCACCCGCCAGGUAAUUUUGAUGGGAAAUACAUAUUCAUAUAUACACAUGGUAUUUGUGAUAUAUGUUCAGACAAAUUUUCCUUGCCAUCUGUUUAAAAAAGCAAAUCUACCUGAAAUACUAUGAUGCAUUUUAUAUAGUAUUAUCGCGCUGUGGCCAUUUAUUCUGUUAAUGAUGUGCGUUUGUAUUUCCGACCAAUAUACAUUUUUUUAAUACACAAAAUUUAUUCAAAAAAGAUGUCUCAGUAAUUACAUUGUGAUUGAGUUAUAUUGAUUUUGUUGCAGCCAUUUUUAUCAUGCUAUUUGAUGGUAUAAAGUUGAUUUUAUUAGUCAGUGAAUAUUGAAGAUAAAGAUGAAUGUUAGUUAUAUUAACAAUUUCAAAAUGUGUUCAUGAAAUAAGGAAUGUGAAUGUAUGGAUAAAUAAAUUACCACACAAGUGUCCGUUUGAAUGAAUGAACAUAUAUGUUCUAAAUGAUUCUGGAAGAAAUUGGUGUAUUUGCUGAGAAAUCAGCAAAAUAAGCAUGGGAUUCUACACCAAUGUUUGGUCUUAUGCCCAGUGCGCACUAUGCAAUCCGAUACGACACAACUAAAAAAAAAAAAAAAAGCAUUUAGCAUAAAAUAUGAAAAUUCCAAGAAGAAAAAUUACUUUAUUUGAAGUUCUGCAUAAUGUUAGCAAUAACAAAAUGAUAAUUUUGUUUUGAGGCUAUCCCUGUUGUCGGAGAAAAGUUAAAAUCUGCUUCAAGUCUUGGCCGAUGAUGACGUCAUUGCGAUUUAGAAUUAACUUUGCUUUUAUUCCUACAGGGAGGCUGGAACCAGACUGAAUCUUGAUUUCAGUAGCCUCACCACUAUUCUUAUCUCUGAUCACUAAGAUUUCAUUGGUUGGAAUGUUCAUAUAAAAUGUUAUUAUAAUUUCUUUGAAAAUCGGAUCACAACGAAUUGCAUAGUGUGCACAGGGCUUUUUAAAGACUAUUUUUUUGCCUGCCAGGAUCCCAGGAAAAGGGUCAUUAUUAUGUAAUCCCUAUCACUGAAUCUGUUUUUUUUUCAAGUCCUGUUUGUUGGUCAUACAGGUAUAAAGUAGCUAAAAGAAAAGGUGGUAUAAAGAGAACAUUCCUUGUCAUUUGUUGACAGAUUUUGUGUCUGGCUAGACAAGUGUGUGUCUGAUAAAUAUACUCUAAAAUAACGAGUAUUAUACAUGCUGGAAACCAAAAUUUAGUAAUAUACAAUAAAAAUCAGUGUUUACUUUUUCUCAAGUACCAUAACAUGCAUAUUUGAUAUACUUGGCUAUGUAAAGGUUCAAUAAACCAUGACAAUAAUUUCUUUUUAUAAGAAUAGUAUUAAUGAUGAUGAUAAUAACAACAACAUUUCUAUAAUGCCUUAUCUAUUUUCUGUUUGCAUAAUGAGAAUAUCUUCCAUAUACAUUUAAUAAAAAUUAUGGAAAAAUAUAUACAUUUUACAGGGAUGCAUGUACGUGUAUUGUCAUUUAUAAGCACAAAUUGUAGAUUCCGAUGGUAUAUCUACUUGUCGUAUUAUGAAAACAGAUUUAUUCAUGUGUGUGAAGGGAAUUCCAUUCUCUAUGUUAUUCAGUGUUUCUAUAUUAUACAACUGCCCAAAUACUUAAUAUCAUUUAUCAUGUUAGUGCUUGCAUAUUAAGUGCUGUAUAACUGAUGCAUGAUUUUACUUAUUCUUAUUUUUGUUAUUUAAUUCUUGUGAACUGGAGUUUAAUCUUGAGUUUUGAAUAUAAUAUACAAAUAUGCCAUCCUUUCAGUAAGUAUAGUAGGAAUUAUUUGUCCGAUGUUGGACUGGCAUUACUAUUUGCUCAUGCAGUGCGAGCUCGAUCUGUCAAUUGUCGUGUACAUACUAUUACUACAUGCUCGCUGCAAACAAGUGCUUUUACUUGUGGUGACUGGGGUCUUGGUGCGCGCGUGCAAUGGACAAAUCGUAUUGAUCCAAAAUUGCAAAAAAGACGAUGACGUCAUUGUAAAAUGGGCUGAAUGAUUGAUAUCAAACAACCAAUCAAAUGACAAGGAUCUAUCUAGGUGACAUAUAAUAGAAAAUAAGAUAAGAAUACAGGUAACUCGGCCUAAGUCCACCUUCCAUAAGUCGAAUAAUCGCCUAUGUCGAAGCAUGAUGUUAAUGUCUGUACUAGUGCGUAU